Xiphias gladius (swordfish) is the source of this 1169-nucleotide messenger RNA. RefSeq names its product ADP-ribosyl cyclase/cyclic ADP-ribose hydrolase 1-like. NCBI's taxonomy places the organism in Eukaryota, Metazoa, Chordata, Actinopteri, Istiophoriformes, Xiphiidae. Gene Ontology annotation, biological process: positive regulation of B cell proliferation. The record is from RefSeq and is a predicted model, not a curated record. Gene Ontology annotation, cellular component: plasma membrane. The coding region runs from base 19 to 849 and encodes 276 amino acids. The transcript is spliced from 8 exons. Gene Ontology annotation, molecular function: phosphorus-oxygen lyase activity; NAD+ nucleosidase activity.
CAAUCGAAGGACGUUGGAAUGGAGCCGGGAGGGCACCGACCCGCGGAGAAGCGAGGAGGGGGACGCAGGCGCUGCGUCAUACUGAGCGUCGCCGCCGGCCUCCUGCUUGUCACCGUCGCCGUCGUGCUGGGACUGACGCUCCGUCAGAAAGCAGACAAACUAAGGCCAACUUUCAUGGCUAGGUGCAAGGGGUUCAAGGGGUACGACUGCGAAAAGAUAUGGGAGGAAUUCACACAAGCCUAUGUAGGGCAGGACCCCUGUAAAGUUCCCAUGGAAGCCUACGACCCUCUCGUUGCUGCAGCCCCCCUCAAAUCUUCAUGCAACAGGAUUAUGCUCUGGAGCAAAACAAAGGAGAUGGUCCACGACUUCACUAAGAAGAAAGAUUGUUUCAUCACCUUGGAGGACACUGUGUUGGGGUUUGUCCUGGAUGGUCUGACCUGGUGUGGAAAGGAGGGCAGCAGUGAAACAUUCACGACCAGCUGUCCAGGUUGGACAGAGUGUGAGAACAACCCUGUUCGCUCAUUUUGGAAGCGAGCCUCAGCUGCUUUUGCAGAUGUUGCCUGUGGUGAUGUGACAGCUAUGCUGAACGGAUCCAUCACCACACCGUUCGACCCCAAAGGUAUUUUUGGGAGCAUCGAAGUUAAGAGGUUGAAUUCCACCAGGGUGAGCAGCCUGAAUAUUGUUCUGGUCACACAGAAGAACGCCGUGGCAAACUGUAGAAACACAUCGUUGAAGGACUUACAGAAAGUGCUGGAUGUAGGAAUUACAUAUAACUGCACGGAAGUGGCCGAAUCUCAGAUCCUGGAGUGCAGCUCCAAUCCAGAGAUACCGUGUGGCGCCUGUUGGUGAAAAUGUCAGAUAAUAAUCUCAGACAAGACAGUACAAUAACCAGCUGUAAAGAACAAUUGUCUAGAGUUUGUUUUGAAAACUCCUAAGUCACACUCACAAAGAUAAGUCUGUGAAUCAAAUAAUGUGCUUUAUACGUGUAUUUUGUAGAUUUAAAUUCUUUUCAUACCUGUGGGCCAGUUUGACUUAAUGUGAAAUGUGUCUUUUUACAUAAAGUGUCACUGAUAAAUUUUUACGAUAUUUCGUGUUUGUAGGUGAAAAGGUUUCAGGGAUGUGAUGGGGAAGCUUUAUAGCAAGUGCUUUAUAUUAUUGUAAUACAAUAA